Molecule: messenger RNA, 1257 nt
Organism: Symbiodinium pilosum
Lineage: Eukaryota; Dinophyceae; Suessiales; Symbiodiniaceae
Source: the annotation of a GenBank genome assembly
AUGCCUUCCGACAAAACGAUUGGCGGAGGAGAUGACGCGUUUAACACAUUCUUCUCGGAGACGGGUGCCGGCAAGCACGUACCCCGUUGCGUGAUGGUUGAUUUGGAGCCAACCGUCGUGGAUGAGGUUCGCACAGGGACCUACCGCCAGCUGUUCCACCCUGAGCAGCUCAUUUCUGGGAAGGAAGAUGCUGCGAAUAACUUCGCUCGAGGACAUUACACGAUUGGGAAGGAGAUCGUUGAUCUUGUCUUGGAUCGCAUCCGUAAACUUGCCGACAAUUGCACUGGGCUCCAGGGCUUCUGUGUCUACAAUGCCUGCGGCGGUGGCACAGGAUCCGGAUUGGGAUGCCUGAUGCUGGAACGCUUGUCGGUGGAUUAUGGAAAGAAGAGCAAGAUCUCCUUCACGGUCUGGUGCUGCCCCCAGGUUGCCACCGCGGUCGUCGAGCCCUACAACACGGUCUUGUGCGUGCACUCCCUCCUGGAGCACACGGACGUCACGAUCAUGUACGACAAUGAGGCGCUCUACGACAUCUGUCGCAGGAACCUGGACAUCGAGCGACCUACGUACACCAACCUGAACCGCCUCAUUGCCCAGAUCAUCUCCAGCUUGACUGCAUCUCUGCGCUUCGACGGCGCCUUGAACGUGGACAUCACGGAGUUCCAGACCAAUCUGGUCCCCUACCCGCGCAUCCACUUCAUGCUGACCUCCUAUGCCCCGGUCAUCUCGGCCGAGAAGGCGUACCACGAGCAGCUGUCCGUGGCUGAGAUCACGAUGUCAGUGUUUGAGCCGGCAUCCAUGAUGGUGAAAUGCGAUCCGCGCCAUGGCAAGUACAUGGCCUGCUGCAUGAUGUACCGUGGUGAUGUUGUGCCCAAGGAUGUGAAUGCUGCCGUCGCCACCAUCAAGACCAAACGCACCAUCCAGUUCGUGGACUGGUGCCCCACCGGCUUCAAGUGUGGCAUCAACUACCAGCCACCGACCGUGGUGCCCGGCGGUGAUCUGGCGAAGGUCAUGCGUGCCUGCUGCAUGAUCUCAAACAGCACUGCCAUCGCGGAAGUCUUCUCCCGCAUCGAUCACAAGUUCGAUCUGAUGUACUCCAAGCGAGCCUUCGUCCACCACUACGUGGGAGAAGGCAUGGAGGAGGGAGAGUUCUCUGAGGCGCGCGAGGAUUUGGCUGCCUUGGAGAAGGACUACGAAGAGGUGGGCAUUGAAACCGCCGAGGGAGAAGGAGAAGAGGAAGGGUAUGGCGAUGAGUUCUGA